AUGAAAGAAGCAUUUAUCGACAAGCACCUCACGGUGACCAUCCGCGACACCGAAGUCCCCGUUCCCGAGGCCGGUCAGGUUCUAAUUCGCGUGGUCGUGUCCGGAUCCAAUCCGAAAGACUGGAAAAUGGCUCUGAGCUGGCCACCAGACGGCGCUCUGUUUAACCAGGGUGACGAUAUUGCUGGGUAUAUCGAAGCAGUAGGCGAUGAUGUCCUAGGAUUUCACAAGGGUGAUAGGGUUGCCGCAUUUCACCAGGUGAUGAAACCACACGGAAGCUGGGCAGAAUACGCGAUCGCCCCGAGUGUUUCGACUUUCCACAUUCCUGGGCAUACUUCCUUCGAGGCUGCCAUGACUUCGGCCGUCGCAAUGUUCCAGCGAUCGAACCUGCCUCUUCCCUGGAACCCUACCAGCGAGCCAUUUCCAUACGUAAUUUAUGGCGGAGCGACUGCGGUCGGAGCAUUCGCCAUCAAGCUCGCUCAGCUAUCCAACAUCCACCCCUUAAUCGUUGUCGCGGGUAGAGGUAGUGCAUUUGUCGAAACCCUGAUUAAUCGCGAGAAAGGCGAUACGAUCAUCGACUACCGUCAAGAUGAUGAUAGCAUACGAGAGAAUAUCAAAGCCGCCGCUGGCGGAAAACCUAUUCAUCAUGCCCUCGAUGCAGUGUCGGAGAAAGGAAGCUAUUUGAAUAUUGGCACAGUCAUGACCGGACCCGGACAACUCACUCUUGUGAUGCCUGGUAUCGAUUAUCAGCCCGAGGGAAUUUCAGUCACUCAUGCAGUUGUUGGUUAUAUUCACGCCCCUGCUUCACCAGGGAAGACCAUUGAAGAUACGGAGUUUGCAGCUGCAUUUUAUCAGCUCAUGGGCCGGGGUUUGGCACAGGGGUGGUUCUCGGGGCAUCCAUAUGAAGUACGUCCUGGUGGAUUGGCUGGGCUUCAAGGAGCGAUGCUGGAUUUGCAGGCUGGCAAGGCAUCUGCUGUCAAGUAUGUGGUGCGGAUUGGCGAGACUGAUGGCGUGGAGAAAUAG
Messenger RNA from Penicillium manginii, 1020 nucleotides. RefSeq names its product zinc-binding alcohol dehydrogenase family protein. NCBI's taxonomy places the organism in Eukaryota, Fungi, Ascomycota, Eurotiomycetes, Eurotiales, Aspergillaceae. The transcript has 2 exons. The record is from RefSeq and is a predicted model, not a curated record. Gene Ontology annotation, molecular function: oxidoreductase activity, acting on NAD(P)H. Bases 1 to 1020 code for a protein of 339 amino acids.